Larimichthys crocea (large yellow croaker) is the source of this 1874-nucleotide messenger RNA. RefSeq names its product glycerol-3-phosphate dehydrogenase [NAD(+)], cytoplasmic. Gene Ontology annotation, molecular function: glycerol-3-phosphate dehydrogenase [NAD(P)+] activity; protein homodimerization activity; NAD binding. Gene Ontology annotation, cellular component: cytosol. The coding region runs from base 387 to 1436 and encodes 349 amino acids. The transcript is spliced from 8 exons. The record is from RefSeq and is a predicted model, not a curated record. NCBI's taxonomy places the organism in Eukaryota, Metazoa, Chordata, Actinopteri, Sciaenidae. Gene Ontology annotation, biological process: glycerol-3-phosphate catabolic process; carbohydrate metabolic process.
GCUGCCGUGUGUCUUGACGUCGGUCGGUAUCGGGCGGGAUCCAGAAAAUAUUUACCAAUAAAUGUCCGGUAAAACGUUGAUGUACAACACAUUAGCUUCUCAUUCCUUCUUUAUAAACUCACUGUAUUCAUUCGUGUGCAUAGAGAGUGAAGUAUAAACACAUACAACACGUGUAAAUACGCUAAAAACAAGUGUUAAGACGUGUAUGAGAGGCUGCUUUAGGACCAUUUCUCGCCGAGGAAGGAGGUGUAUCCGUGGCCGUCGAGGGGAGGGAUGUGUCGGUAGUAACAUUUUAGGGCGUAUGAGGAAGUUAUAAAAGACGAAGGCAACAGAAAGCAACAAUAGGGGCUUCAAUUCAGCCGAUCAGGAGGUUUAGCUCUCUCAAGAUGCCUGGAAAGAAAGUCUGCAUCGUCGGGUCUGGAAACUGGGGUUCCUCCAUUGCCAAAAUAAUUGGCCACAAUGUCAAAGCCUCCAACCGGUUUGACCCGAUGGUGAACAUGUGGGUUUACGAAGAGGUGAUAGAAGGGAGGAAGCUGACAGAGAUCAUUAAUACGGAGCACGAAAACGUCAAAUAUCUGCCAGGUCACAAGCUGCCAAGGAAUGUGGUCGCUGUUCCUGACGUCACUGAAGCUGUCAAAGGAGCAAAGAUCCUGGUCUUUGUGAUCCCUCAUCAGUUCAUUGGCAACCUCUGUGACCAGAUAAAGCCUCACGUCACGGAGGGAACCAUCGGGAUAUCACUCAUCAAAGGUAUCGACGAGGGCCCGGAUGGACUAAAGCUCAUCUCAGACAUUAUUCGAGAGAAGCUAGAGAUCGAGGUCAGCGUCCUGAUGGGGGCCAACAUCGCCAACGAGGUGGCAGAUGAGAAGUUCUGUGAAACCACCAUCGGGGCCAAAAAUGAGGCAAACGGCACCAUCUUCAAAGAGCUGCUUCAAACUCCAAACUUCCGCAUCACCGUCGUAGAGGAGAGCGACACCGUGGAGCUGUGCGGAGCUCUUAAGAAUAUCGUGGCUGUAGGUGCUGGAUUCUGCGACGGCCUCGGUUUCGGCGACAACACCAAGGCGGCGGUGAUCCGGCUGGGUCUGAUGGAGAUGGUCGCCUUCGCCAAGUUGUUCUGCAAAGGCAGCGUGAGCUCCACCACCUUCCUGGAGAGCUGCGGCGUGGCCGACCUCAUCACCACCUGCUACGGAGGACGAAACCGGAAAGUCGCAGAGGCCUUUGCCAAAACGUCCAAGUCUAUCACUGAGCUGGAGGCAGAAAUGCUCAACGGCCAGAAGCUUCAGGGUCCACAGACCUCAGCUGAGGUCUACAAGCUCCUUCAGAAAAGGGACAUGGUGAACAAGUUUCCGUUGUUCUCUGCCGUCUAUCAGAUCUGCUUCGAGGGCAAAGAAGUGAAAGAGUUCAUCACCUGUCUGCAGAACCACCCAGAGCACAUGUGACGGGACCAUUCUGCAAACUGCUGCUGCUCCUUCAGUAACAACAUAUAACCACUAGAGGGUGAAAGAGAUUCAUCAGACAGAGACGCACAAACGGAAACAACAAGAGCACUUUGACUUAUUUUUACCGGUGACAUUUCAUCAUGGAUAUUUUUAAUUAGCUAUUUAAAAGUUUGCUCUUAUUUUGUGAAUUGUUCUGUACUGUUCAUUUGGCUCUAAAAAAAUAUCGUGUUUAAUAAGCUUUGUUUUUCAGUGGCACAUGUUAAAAUGCAGACCCUCCUGAGGCAAACCACUUCUACUGCCAAAAGUCAUUUUGUAUGGGGUUUGUCAAGGUUUCUUUUCACUACAUGACAGUUUACAAUUUCAAAAUCAAAACUUAAUGAUGUCUUUUUUUUAUCUUCAUGUGAAGUUGUUUUCUCAAUAAAAUCAAUGAGUAACAAA